Molecule: messenger RNA, 1741 nt
Organism: Protopterus annectens (West African lungfish)
Lineage: Eukaryota; Metazoa; Chordata; Ceratodontiformes; Protopteridae
Product: sodium-coupled neutral amino acid transporter 2-like
Exons: 3
Coding region: 21-344 (107 amino acids)
Biological process (GO): amino acid transmembrane transport
Molecular function (GO): amino acid transmembrane transporter activity
Source: RefSeq, a predicted model, not a curated record
UUCGUUCUUCAAUUACAACAAUGCUGUUUCCAGGAAGGGAUUUCAGUUGGCUAAGACAUGUCAUAAUUGCUAUUGGACUCAUUGCCUUUAAUGACCUUCUUGUCAUAUUUGUACCGACGAUAAGGGACAUAUUUGGAUUUAUAGGAGCCUCAGCUGCUACUAUGCUGAUCUUCAUUCUCCCUGCAGCUUUCUAUUUACGACUUGUUAAGAAGGAACCUCUAAGAUCCCCUCAAAAAAUUGGGGCCCUUGUUUUCCUGAUCAUCGGCAUAUUCUUCAUGAUGGGCAGCUUAACCCUUAUCGUGCUGGACUGGGUUCACAGCUCUUCUAGUCAUGGUGGCCAUUAACAUAUGGAGUUCUACACAACAGUAUGUCUUCAACUGGAAGCAUUCAGUGGCAUCCUCCAUUACUACUGCCCACCUGCAGACUUCAGAAAUGCCUUAGCACACAUCUUUCUUGGUCUUAAAACUGCAUGUUUCCAACGACUGUAAAAUAAGCAAGAUGGAAUGCUACAGUAUUAUUUCUUACCAAAGGAUGUUUUAACUUCUGUUUUUGACAACAGACAUUUCAUUAAUUUGAAAUUAGGAUGUGUGUGCUGGGGAAAAUACUGCAGUGCUUCAGAUGCACUGAUAUUGUAACUGCUGUAUAGUCAUAGAAAAAAAUUAACAAAAAUUACAGUCUUUGUCUUUGGACAUGGAAGGAGGAUCCCUAUUGGUCAGCGCAUGUGCAGAAACCUUUCCAGCUAAGGUCCGUGGGCACAUCCUUCAAUAUGCACUGUGUGCAGUAUUUAUAUUUCUUUAGCUCAGCAACAAACUGAAGUAUAUCUUUAUAUAUGUAUAACAUGACAGAUGGUUCAUUCAUUGCUGGACAACAUUUAUAUACAGAAAAAUGAGCUAAUAGCCUUGACUGGAACAGUAGACUGGGGUUUACUUUUUUUCCAGAAUUGGCAUGUUAAGCACUAUGUUUUUGACCCUAUUUGGGGUGACUUUCUUUUUUCUUAGUUACAGGAAAUUACUUUGUUGUAAAUUAAUUUUUCUAUCUUAAGAGACAGACCUCAUGAUCUUUAGUUAUGUCACCGAACAAAGAGUUCCAUGUAGUUCUGAGAUUGCUUUCACUUAUUGAUCAGAAAAGGGAAUUAACCAGCAAGCUACUGGCAAUAAUAUGCAAAACAUGUUUUUAGACUGCUGUAUCAGUCCAUGAUAUAACAUUUAUUAGAAAAAGAGAACACAUAAUUGAUACAGAGUCGUCUGUGCUUAAUACUGGUUGUACCUCAAUUUAAUUUGUUCAGAGGAAGCAAAGUUCUGUUGUAGAAGUUUUGUGAGUCUUUCUUUUUUUGUUAGUUGCAAAGUCUGGGAAUAUCUACUGCCUGUUCAAAUACCUGACUGCUUGAAUCGGUCAUUAUAGCUUCCCUGCUGCUAGAACUGUCAGAACAGAAAAGGUUAUCUAAAACUUACCUUCUUAAAGAUAUAAGAUAACCUGGAAUACAGCUCACAGGAACAGUUUAAUGCUGACUUGGGGUGUCGAGAAACACCUCAUUAAAAUCAGGAUAUCGUCAGACUUGUUUGUGUUUAUCUGUUGUGUAAAUUACAUCAGUGCUACUCAUAUUUUAUAUUUGUUGUUUUAUAUCUAACAUUAUAACACUUCUUUGAAAGCAUGUUCAAAGUAUGAUGUGUGAGUGAGUAUAGAGCUUUGGGUUACGUUCUUGUUUCAAGUGCUUUUUUUAUUAAAUGUGCUUUAAAAAGUC